AUGCCAGGAAAAUAUAUCGAAAAAUACAACCAGGUCCCUGUGACCAAGGAGAAGUUGGACUGGGCUGAGUUGAUCACACUGGAUCUCAGCGAGUAUGAGCAGCCUGGAGGAAAAGAAUCUCUCGUCAAGCAGUUGGACCAUGCUGUUAGACAUGUUGGCUUUUUCUACGUUAAGAACUUCAACAUCAGCCAAGAAGAGAUCGACAACCAAUUCGCUCUAGGCCGCGAAUUCUAUGCGCUGCCCCUCGAGGAGAAGCUCAAGUUCCACAGUGCCAGUGAUCUUGCCCGAGGAGAAUACAACUCCUACCGUCCUGCCGGACACCGAAUUCUCGGCAAUGGAAUCAAGGACAACGUCCAAGUCUACAACCUCCCCAAGUUCGAUGGCUACCACGAACGACCCCAGCCCUCUGUGAUUGCCGACAACAUCAAAGAGAUCGAAGCCUUCAGCCGGAAAUGCCACACCGAAGUAGUCGAGAAGCUCCUCCGACUCUUCGCCAUCCUCCUUGAGCUCCCAGACGAAGACCAACUCGUCCGCGACCACCAGUACGACGUCAAAGGCGAAGACCACCUACGGUACAUGCAUUAUGCCGCGCGAAGCGCCGAAGAGAACAAAAAGGUCGGCGAGCUCUACAGCCCCGGCCACACCGACCUUGGCACAGUGACGCUUCUCUUCCGCCAGCCCGUGGCAGCUCUCCAGAUCCUCAAUUCCGAGGGCCAAUGGAAGUGGGUGCAGCCGCAGGAUGGCACUAUUACGAUCAACACCUGUGAUGCGUUGACGGCGUUGACGGGCGGGUUGAUCAAGUCGAGUAUUCAUCGGGUGCAUGCCCCGCCUGCCGAUCAGGCUCAUAUUGAUCGGUUGGGAGUGUUGUACUUUGCUCGGCCUAAUAACCAUGUUGUUCUUGAUCCUAUCGCUAACAGUCCUGUUCUUCAGCGGCUGGGACUCACUAGUAAUGCCUUCACGGAGCUGGGGCAGCAUCUCACCACAGAGCAGUGGGUUACGGUGCGACAGACUCAGCAACAACGCAAGAAUAAGGAUGUCCAGAUUUCGACGGAGGGGAAGUAUACUUACAAGCCUAAGGAUCUGGAGAUUAUUCCUGGCUUGCAAGCUGCUAUCUACAAUUAG
Molecule: messenger RNA, 1122 nt
Organism: Penicillium salamii
Lineage: Eukaryota; Fungi; Ascomycota; Eurotiomycetes; Eurotiales; Aspergillaceae
Source: the annotation of a GenBank genome assembly